Xyrichtys novacula (pearly razorfish) is the source of this 5035-nucleotide messenger RNA. Lineage: Eukaryota; Metazoa; Chordata; Actinopteri; Labriformes; Labridae. The record is from the annotation of a GenBank genome assembly.
GAGAGAGAGAGAGAGAGAGAGAGAGAGGCCCCAGCCAAUGUGCUCACUCUAUAUUCACAUUAUCCACAUUGCUCCAAACGAGGAGGAGCUUGCAGGCUCAAGUAGGGGAUGCCAAUCAAAGCAUCAACUUCAAAUUGUAUCUGAGAGAUCAGCCUGGAGACCUCAGGGCCAGGCGCGUCAGUCGGAGCGCAAUUGUUGAUCAGAUCACAUCCAGCGGACUUUGCGCGAGAAAAAAAGAGAGGAAGCCGAGAUUUAAGAGCGGGUUGUUUUGACUGCACACAACUGUGUAUGUCUGUAGUAGCGGUUACUUUGGCUUGAACACUUUCCCCGCACUUCACUGGGCUCCACUUUUUCUUCUUUCUUCACUCUAACACUCUUUUCGCGCACAGUUUGAAAGGACGGUGCGGCUGUGCGGUGGAGAUGUCGUUCCCGCAGCUAGGCUACCCGCAGUACCUGAGUGCCUCCCAGGCGGUGUACGGGAGCGAGAGGCCGGGAGUGCUUACGCCGUCGUCCCGGGGAGGGAGCACCGAGAUCGGUGGGAGUCCGUCCGCCACUGCAGCGGCGGUUACAUCGGUGUUGGGCAUGUACGCCAACCCGUACGCGCACAACUACAGCGCUUUCUUACCAUACACCAGCGCGGACCUGGCUCUUUUCUCACAAAUGGUAAGAAAAUACGUUGAGUGUUUUUUUUUUUUUUUUUUGUUCGGGGUUGGUUUUACAGAGAGACUAUUGUUUACACUUCAUGUUCCAGCCGCUGUCUGCAGAAACGACCAUGACAGCCUGCCUUUGGAGCCUUAACAAAAGAAAUCAGGACCAAAACGCACCGUAGUUUGUCUGAAUUUUAAAAUAACACUCGCUGAAUAAAACAUCAUCCUCUCGUAAAUUCUAUUAUUUCAGUCGUUUGUUUUCAUGAAGAGGGGUUGUUAAAAGUUUGACCCUUGAACAUAAACAAAAACACGAAAAUUUGAGCUAAAAUAUCAGAAUUAUUUAGCAGGUAAAGAGAGCCAUUAAAACGUGUUUAUUUAACACAAACAACACGAUCGAUGUCUCUUAUUCAUGUUGUGGUUUUAGGACAUUUUAAUGAGGUGGAAAAGUAGAUACAUUUUUGACAUGCGCUAUGUAGAGCAAAAGUUUCUACUCGUGUUUUACCAUGAGCAGAUUUUUCUCAUCAGAUCACUAAAAUAAUAUUUCUGCCACACGUGAACUUUGAAGAGAAAAAAAACGCGACAAGUUUCGACAAUUAACUUCACAAUACCGUGUCGAUUCUAGUGGAACCUGGUGAAUGAAUUGUUUUCCUUCUCCACCUGGUGAUUAUUCUGUAGUGUGAUAACGCUCAGGCUAACGUGUCCGCCUCAUCUCAACAAUAAUCUGUGCGCAAAAAGCUUCAAAAUAAAACCCCUUGAUCAAGAAAAUCCAAUCCCAUGCGCCCCCUCUUACUGGUCGAUAUGUUUUGAGUGCUGUAUCCAAAGCAAACGUGGCGAGAAGGGAGAUUAAAUUCGGCACUAAAGUGUGAGUGUGGCACGCUGGGAAAACUUCACUUAGGCCCUCAAAGCGCUCUGACAUACUUGAGGAGUGUGGAGAGGAGUUUGGCAGGUACACGUGAAAGCUGAGGAUUUGCAUGUGCAUUCACAGCGAUGCAACGAACUUCCCUUUCGUCCUGUUGACUUUGUAUGUUCCGUUAUUGGACUGUCACGUCUGAAAACACGUCUUCUGAUAAAACUAGGCAGGUGCCGCAGGCCUAGCAUGUGCUAUUUUGUAAGUUGUGGGGCUAAUUUGUAGGAAGCUUAGAGUCAAGUGCGACGCUGAUUUCUCCAAAAGAGGCCACUUCUAUUUGUGAGCUGAAAGAGUGAUGGUUGAGACAUCCUUUUAGCCUUUUUAUGCCAGAAUAACAGCAUGUAUUAACUUUAAUCCAGUCCAAAACAGCUACUCUGCAUCAUGAAUAAUGUUCUGUAUCAAAAACAUCUCUUUUAUUUUGAAGGGAUCCCAGUAUGAGCUGAAAGACAGUCCUGGCGUCCAUCCUGCUAGCUUUGCGGCCCACACCUCUCCGGCCUUCUACCCAUACGGCCAGUUUCAGUACGGGGACCCGGCCAGGCCCAAGAACGCCACCCGGGAGAGCACGAGCACCCUAAAGGCCUGGUUGAACGAGCACAGGAAGAACCCGUACCCCACCAAGGGCGAGAAGAUCAUGCUGGCCAUCAUCACCAAAAUGACACUGACGCAGGUCUCCACCUGGUUUGCCAACGCCAGGAGGAGGCUCAAGAAGGAGAACAAGGUGACCUGGGGCAGCAGGAGCAAAGAGGACGGAGAGGACGGGAACUUGUUCGGCAGCGGGGACGAGGGGGAGAAAAACGAAGACGAGGAGGAGAUCGAUUUGGAGAGCAUAGAUAUAGACAAAAUUGACGACAACGACGGGGAUCAGAGCAACGAGGACGACGACGAUAAGUCAACUGAGGGGAGCAGGGAGCACAGGGGCGGCGUGGGUGCUGGGGGAGAGCUGGACAGCUUGGAGAGAAGAAGGGCCUUCGCGCUGCAGGCCCACGAGGUGUUUGACAAAUCUAAGAGCACAAUUUCACUUCACCCCGGGAGUAAGGAGAGCCCUGACGGCAACAACAACAACACGCGAGUUUUAUCCCCGGAUAGACCUGGAAGUUUUCCCCUCCCGCCCAACAAUAAGCCCAAAAUCUGGUCCUUAGCCGAGACUGCCACUAGCCCUGAUAGUUCCUCUCAGAAACCCACGUCCCCAUGUGCCCCAGCGGCCACCACGCACCCAUCAGCGCCUCACCAUCAGAUCCAGACCCACCCGGCCUUCCUCCCCAGUCACGGACUGUACACUUGCCAGAUUGGAAAGUUCCACAACUGGACAAACGGGGCUUUCUUGGGCCAGAACUCCCUGCUGAAUGUGAGGUCGUUUCUGGGAGUAAACCAGCAUCAUCACCACCACCACCACAACCACCACGCGACGGCCCAGCAGCAGCAGCAGCAGCAGCAGCAGCAGCAACCCACGUCAGUGGUGGUGUCACCGGUAGCAGCUGCAGCAGCACUCAGCAAUGACAGCAAGGCCGCACAGGAGACCCACAGUCCCAAACACAUAGGUAAGACUCAACUACCACGCACGCGCAGAAAUGUCACAUGAAAGUGUAUGAACUUCAUUCAAAACACCAAUUAUGUGUAUUAAAUUACUGGUGCAGCUAAAGCUUUUUAUUGCAUUUCUUUUUGUCCUAAAAUCUGUUUUAUAAUAAAAGACUUCACACUCUUUCAGGAAACACACACUUACAAUCUCCACCUUUAAACACAAGCUGUAGCAUAUUUGGACAACAUGUAAAAUAGAUAACGUUCAUCUAUUCAUCACUGCAGUUUUAAAGUGUGUUUACCUUUUUUAUUUUUUUUUAUUUUAGACCAUGAAAACGGUGUAAGGUCUGUUUCACCCCCAACACAGACCCUGAAGUCUUCCUUUCGACCCAUCAUUGACAGGUGAGACUAGUUUUUUAUUCAUUCAUAUUCUUUGAAAUGCAUCAUUCAUUCAUAAAGGUUUGGAUUGUAGCAAACUCUCUCAGAACUGUCCUUCAAAAUAAUUCAGAAAUCAAUGCUUUUUUUUGUAAUGAUAGUUUGAAUAGGUUGCCUUUUAUUUAUUUAUUUAUUAUUAUUAUUAUUAUUAUUAUUAUUAUUAUUAUUAUUAUUAUUAUUAUUAUUAUUAUUUGCACAGUAUCUGUUACAAAAGUUGUCAACCAUAAUUACGCGUGGACGUUAGGAAAGGCCAAUGAUAUAUACUUGCAAACCUCAAGUUAAAAACUCAUAACAAAAGAUGAAGAAAUUCCAGUAUAAAACCUUUUCUAAAGGUUUUUCGACUCUUUUUUUUCUGCUAUAAGAAGACUUCAAAAUAAAAUAAACAAAGAUAAAUAAAACACAGUUUGCUUUGCGGGUGACAGGGGUCUUGACUCCCAUCCCACUCCCCCUUUAAUUCCUCGCCUCUGGGGAGAGUGUGGCUACUUAUCAAGUCACCGAGUAAAACGGGCUCUGUCUGGGCUGUGUGCUUUCCCUAAAGACCCCUGGGAGAGUCGGAGCCCAGGGGAGCGCUCUGGCCGAGAGCGAGAGAGGGAAAGUUUACCCCUGAUUCGAGCUUUACGAAAUGACCCUUGAUUUCUUCUUCUUCUUUUUUUUUUUUUUUACUUUUUACUGUUGCAUGUUGAGAUAUACGAGCGUUUUCUUGAAAGACGAAGCAAACUCGUAUAUUAUACUCGUUGAUAAUGGUUUGAAAAGAUUAAUAUUUUACGCACACAAAAAUGUCUGAUACCCAAAAUAAAUAUUCCGAUGUAUUAUUAUUAUUAUUAUUAUUAUUAUUAUUUUUAUUAUUAUUAUUAUCAAAGAAAGGGGGGUACAGGGAUUGGAGAGGGAGGACUGCAGUCUGUUUCAAAUCAAAUCCGUUCAGCCUGCAGACACUUGAGAUGCAUAUUGAGACCUGCUGUCCAAACACUGCGGGGUUAUUUAUCUACCUCUCUGUAUUACUCUUUAUCCAGAUCCUCUCUGCCUUCCAGCGCCAGGAGUCCGCAAGACGCCACGCAACGAGUCCUCACCGCUCUCUCCUCGGCUUGAUCAACACUUUUUUUUUCGUGCUUGAAAGAAAAAAAGAAAAGAGAAUAGAAAAAAAGACUUUAAACUCCCUGAAAACAAAGGACAUUGAGAAAUAAAAAUGCAGCGUAGCAUUGAGUCGGUACAAAACAAAUGGCGUAAUUUGGUAAUAUCCUGUGGAUGGAUGGAUUACUUCCUCUAUUGUUGUGUAGCCUAUAAUCGCGCCUAUAAUGUUACUCUCUCUCUCUCUCCACUCUGCCCAGACAGGCUGGGACAUUUUGGUAGGCUUUUUACUUUGUUAUUAUUAUAAUAAUUAUUAUUUUUUUGUCUUUAUCUUGUGUUUUUUCGUGUCUUUUCUUUAAUGUAAAAUACCAAGUGAUUUAAAUUUGUAAAUAGGAAGCGUUGAAGGAAUUUGUCCAGAUCUUAUAUUUUGCCUAAUAAACUAAAUGAAAUUAUAGAGAAAACCGUG